Molecule: messenger RNA, 2520 nt
Organism: Cydia pomonella (codling moth)
Lineage: Eukaryota; Metazoa; Arthropoda; Insecta; Lepidoptera; Tortricidae
Gene: Smu1
Product: WD40 repeat-containing protein SMU1
Exons: 11
Coding region: 204-1763 (519 amino acids)
Biological process (GO): mRNA splicing, via spliceosome
Cellular component (GO): precatalytic spliceosome
Molecular function (GO): protein binding
Source: RefSeq, a predicted model, not a curated record
ACCGUCCGAAAUUGGAGAUAUGCGCUGGCAGCACUGGAUUUAACUUUGACAGUUAAUGCGAAGCUUAACAUAACCUCAAAACGUAAAUAAAUAUCGUUCAGUUAAUGAGCGAAUUGCUUUAAAUUAUUUAACUUAUACUGAAUAACGAACUAGUUUUAUUAUUAUAAAAUCAAUUAAUUACUGGGAUAGACGAAUAAGUCACAAUGUCUAUCGAAAUAGAAUCCGCAGACGUGAUCCGGUUGAUCCAGCAGUACCUGAAGGAGUCGAAUCUUACACGCACGCUUCAGACGCUGCAGGAAGAAACAGGUGUAUCUCUGAACACGGUGGAGAGUGUGGACGGGUUCUGUGCAGACAUCAACAGUGGGCACUGGGAUGCUGUGCUGGGCUGUGUAGCAGCAUUGAAACUGCCAGAGCGCAAGCUGGUGGAGCUGUAUGAACAGGUGGUGCUGGAGCUGAUCGAGCUGCGCGAGCUGGGCGCGGCGCGGCAGCUGCUGCGCAACUCGCACCCCUGCAGGCUGAUGAAGCAGCACCACACCGACCGCUACAUUCACCUCGAGAACCUCCUCUCGCGCUCGUACUUCGACCCCCGCGAGGCGUACGGCGCGGGCGGCGGCAAGGAGCGGCGCCGCGCCGCGCUGGCCGCGUCGCUGGCCGGCGAGGUGUCCGUGGUGCCGUCCUCGCGCCUGCUGGCGCUGCUGGGGCAGGCGCUCAAGUGGCAGCAGCACCAGGGGCUGCUCCCGCCAGGUACAACCAUCGACUUGUUCCGAGGCAAAGCGGCCAUCCGAGACGAAGAGGACGACCAGUGCCCCACGCAGCUGUUCAAGACCAUCAAGUUCGGCCAGAAGUCGCACGUGGAGUGCGCCCGGUUCUCCCCCGACGGCCAGUACCUCGUCACCGGCUCCGUGGACGGCCUGGUCGAAGUGUGGAACUUCACGACGGGCAAGAUACGCAAGGACUUACGCUACCAAGCUCAAGAGGAAUACAUGAGCAUGGAGGAAGCAGUGCUCAGCCUGGCCUUCGCGCGCGACUCCGACACGCUGGCCGCCGGCGCCAACGACGGCCGCGUCAAGGUGUGGCGCGUAUCGACGGGCGCGGUGCAGCGCCGCCUCGAGCGCGCGCACUCCCGCGGCGUGACGUCGCUGCAGUUCAGCCGGGACUCCUCGCAGCUGCUCUCGGCCUCCUUCGACCGCACCGUGCGCAUCCACGGCCUCAAGUCCGGCAAGCUUCUUAAAGAGUUCCGCGGCCACACUUCCUUCGUGAACGAGGCGGUGUUCACCCCCGACGGGCACGGCGUGCUGUCGGGCAGCAGCGACGGCUCCGUGAAGCUGUGGGCGCUGCGCACGGGCGAGUGCUCCGCCACGCUGAAGCCGCUCGGCGCCGCGGGCGAGGCCGCCGCCGGCGCGGAGCCCCCCGUCAACACCCUGCUGCUCACCCCCAAGAACCCCGAGCACUUUGUCGUCUGCAACCGCACCAACACCGUGGUAAUAAUGAACACGGCGGGCCAAACGGUGCGCUCCUUCUCGUCGGGGCGCCGCGAGCGCGAGGGCGGAGCCCUGACCUGCGCCGCGCUGUCGGCCCGCGGCCGCCUCGUGUACUGCGCCGGGGAGGACUUAGUGCUGUACGCCUUCUGCGCCAACACCGGCAAGCUGGAGCGGACCAUCAACAUCCACGAGAAGGCCGUGAUCGGCAUGACGCACCACCCGCACCAGAACCUGCUGGCCACCUACAGCGAGGACGGCCUGCUCAAGCUCUGGAAACCCUGAACGAACCUGCUCAUUCGGUAUCUUAUAGCGAUCGAAGUUAUCAUGCCCUUUCUACUGCAGAUUGUCACGGAAACGGCAUUCGUUCAAUCAUUUACGCGCUAAUUCCCCCCUAUUCAUAAUCGCGCUAUAAGCCUCAGUUAAUUUAUGAUUUAUCCCUUUAAGAAGUCCACUGCUGGACAUAGGUGCCCCCCAGGAAUGUCCACAACGACCGGCCGUGCGCUGCCUUCCUCCAUCGGCUCCCUGCGGUCUGAACCAGAUCGUCGGACCAUCUUGUUGUGGGUCUUUUCGCCGCUCAAGAACCUUUCUGUCCCAGCGGCCAUCGCUCCUACGACCAAUGUGUCCCGCCCACUGCCAAUUAAAUCUGCCUUUUUUACACAUCCAUUAGUCCAAAUGACAUACUAAGACAACCGAUAAUUAGCCAAUUAAGGCUUGUAGUGUAUGAGUAAGGGGGUAACAGUCCGCGGACGCUCCGAAAUUGUAAUUAUUAUUGUUUAUUUCCAAAAAAAAUCCCCUGACGGAGAAUAAGUUAAAUUUAGGUCCAUUUACUCACUACGAGGUUUGUUAUUUCGUUGCGAUGCUGCGUCACUUUCGAUUCACCUAAUUAGGAAAGAGAUGCAUUCGAUAAUAAACCACGAAGUGAGUGGGGGAGACGAUCAGUGACCAAUAUCGACUGGAUGUGACAUUUUGACUUGAUAUCUUUAAUUUAUGUAAUAAGCUAGAUGUAAGGUUUAGUCAUUAAAGAAUUAAUAAGAUACAA